GAUCUUAGCUCAUUUGCAAUGCCAUUCCUGGAUGGAGAUUUGGACAGUUCAGAGAAACAUGCAUCACGGAAGGUGGAAGACUGCUAUAGCACGGGUAGCCCGUCCAAAGGACUCUUCUCAAAGGGGCUCCAGAACCGCCCUUCCAGCCCUGCCUCGGCCCCUGUCAAAUCCAAGCACAGCCCGGGCUCUCCCAAAACUGUGUUCCCUUUCCCCUACCAGGAGUCACCUCCACGCACCCCCCGCCGGAUGAGCUUCAGUGGGAUCUUCCGGUCGUCCUCCAAAGACUCUUCCUCCCCCUCCUCCAGCUCAUCUACCUCUCCUGGUGGCAUCAAGUUCUUCACCAGGUCGAGAAAAACUUCUGGCCUCUCGUCUUCUCCGUCGACCCCAACCCAAGUGACCAAGCAGCCGACGUUUCCUCUUGAGUCCUAUAAGCAUGAACCCGAGAGGCUAGAAGCCCGACUUCACUCGUCCUCGUCUCCCCCGGAUACUGGCCAAAGGUUCAGCCUGCCCCCAGGACAGAGCGUGGCCAAGCCUCCCACCCCCGCCCCCUGUGCUACCUCAAAAGCAGUAAGUACGGACGCUCCUCAGCCCCCGGCCGCCUCCGAAGGGAUGCUGGAGAAACUGGAGCUCGAGGAUGAAGCUGUUGGUGAAUCGGAAAGUGACAUCUACAUGCGAUUCAUGAGGUCACAUAAGUGUUAUGACAUUGUUCCAACAAGCUCAAAGCUUGUCGUUUUUGACACUACAUUGCAGGUAAAGAAGGCUUUCUUUGCCCUGGUGGCAAAUGGUGUUCGAGCGGCUCCACUGUGGGAGAGUAAAAAACAAAGUUUCGUAGGAAUGUUAACUAUUACAGAUUUCAUUAAUAUACUGCAUAGAUACUAUAAGUCUCCAAUGGUACAAAUCUAUGAAUUAGAGGAGCACAAGAUUGAAACGUGGAGGGAGCUUUAUUUGCAAGAAACCUUUAAGCCUUUAGUGAAUAUUUCACCGGAUGCAAGCCUUUUUGAUGCUGUGUAUUCACUGAUCAAAAACAAAAUCCACAGAUUGCCAGUUAUUGACCCUGUGAGUGGAAAUGCACUUUAUAUACUUACCCAUAAAAGAAUCCUCAAGUUCCUCCAGCUUUUUGUGUCAGAAAUGCCAAAGCCCGCCUUUAUGAAGAAAAAUCUGGAUGAGCUUGGGAUCGGAACUUACCACAACAUCGCCUUUAUACACCCAGACACUCCUAUCAUUAAAGCCUUGAAUAUAUUUGUAGAUAGAAGGAUAUCGGCUCUACCUGUGGUGGAUGAGUCAGGAAAAGUUGUAGAUAUUUAUUCCAAAUUUGAUGUAAUAAAUCUUGCUGCUGAAAAAACAUAUAAUAACUUAGAUAUCACAGUGACAAAAGCUCUUCAACACCGCUCUCAGUAUUUUGAAGGUGUUGUGAAGUGCAGUAAGCUGGAAACACUGGAGACCAUUGUGGACCGGAUAGUGAAAGCUGAGGUUCAUCGAUUGGUGGUAGUAAAUGAAGCAGAUAGUAUUGUUGGUAUCAUCUCCCUCUCUGACAUCCUACAAGCAUUAGUGCUUACGCCAGCAGGUGCCAACCAAAAGGAAAAUGACACUGAAUGAUUGCUGUUGAACACAGAAACGUUUGUUGAGGAUCUUGAAUAAAGUUACUGGGUCAUAUUUGCCUCAAGAAUGCUGAUGGGCGGUAGAGAAGAGCAAAACGGUGAUGAGAAUGUGUGUCUUGGGACUGAGUGAUGGGUAACUAGUCUAUUAUUCCCCAGUGAUUGUUGCAGAACAAGCCGCAUGACAAAAAAAGCUUACGUAUUUAAAAAAAGGCUUGCAUUUCAAAAUGUUUGCUGAAAGACUUCACACGAUGUCCUUCAUCUAAAAUGCACUGUAUCCUGAAACAAUACCAUUGUUUGUAUUUGGUAGACGUCACUGGUCAGCAACAGAUCUCUGACAUAAGGCAAGUGAAUGGCAUAUUCAUAUCAUAGUGCCUUAUGUCAAAAAGCCAACGAUAUGUCAUCACAGUUGCCCAUCACGAAGAGGAAGUAUUGUGCUGAACAAGACACUGAAUUUGAACGUUCAAGUCGCUAAACCUAAAACCAAAUCAGUUUCAGUUAUCAUUAGAUUUGUCAUAAAACUGUAAUUUGAGUAUCAGUAGAUUACUUUACAACUUUAAUGACAACGUGUGUGUUUUCAAAUGUUGCAUUCUGAACUGAGAUGGUUAAAGAAGACUGAUCUAAAACCAGCUUUAUUUAUUUUUAUUUUCUUGCAAUUUUUUACACAUCUUUUUGGUGGAUGGCUAAAACUUCACCAUAUCCAUUAAUAAAACAUUGAUUGUUAUAUAAGAA
Molecule: messenger RNA, 2327 nt
Organism: Euleptes europaea (tarantolino)
Lineage: Eukaryota; Metazoa; Chordata; Lepidosauria; Squamata; Sphaerodactylidae
Gene: PRKAG2
Product: protein kinase AMP-activated non-catalytic subunit gamma 2
Exons: 15
Coding region: 19-1596 (525 amino acids)
Source: RefSeq, a predicted model, not a curated record